GGUGUAAAGCGAGAAAGGGUUGAGCAGCCGAACCCUAGCCCUUCUCUCUCUCUCUCUCUCACCAAAACCCCCACAACCUUCCAGAUCCUUCUUCUCCUUCCGAACCCUCCAGAGCCUCUCUCUCCUUCCGUUACCUCUCUUUAUAAUCUCUCUCCUCCAAAUCCCAAUCUCACCAAAAGUUCUCGCCUUUUUUUACCCCAAAUCUCAAAAACCCUAACCCUAAUGGCGAAAUACGGCGAGGGCGACAAGCGCUGGAUCGUCGGCGACGGCGCCAACGUCCACAACUGGCACUGGGCCGAGCGCGAUUGCCUCGAGUGGUCGCGAUCUCUCCUCUCCUCUCUCCUCUCAAAUCUCUCAAUUCUCGACGCUGAAUCCGGCGGCGGGCUCAAGAUCGCGACCAAAACCCUAGAGAAGCUCGAUGGGGAGGCGUAUGUUAAUGUGAGAAAGGGGAAGGUUAUUCCUGGGUAUGAGCUCUCGCUGUCGCUGUCGUUUGAGGCAGAGGUUGUGCCGGAGGGGGUGAAGAUUGCUGGAUCUGUUGAGAUCCCUUACAUUGCUGAUGAGAAUGCUGAUGAGGAUCCCGAGGUUCGGGUUUUGAUUCGAGAUGAUGAGGGGCCAAUUGGUAGGAGGGUUAAAGACGCCUUCAUUGCCAAGGGCAAUCCGGUGAUUUUGGAGAAGGUUAGGACUUAUGUUCAGGCAAUGGCAAAGGGUGGUCCUGCGAAGGAUGAACUUGAAGUGAAGACCGAAGGCGGAGCUCCUGCAGCGAAAUCAGUGGAGAAGAAGAAGAAAGAGAAGGAGAAGGAAGGGUUUAAGACGAUAACAGUGACAGAGAAGUUCAGUUGCAGAGCAAAGGAUAUGUAUGAGAUUUUAAUGGAUGAGAAUAGAUGGAAGGGUUUCACGCAGAGCAAUGCGAGGAUUAGCAAGGAGGUUGGAGGGCAGUUUACUCUUUUUGAUGGGUCGGUGACAGGGAUGAAUGAGGAGUUGCAGGAGGGGAAGCUUAUUGUGCAGAAAUGGAGGUUUGCGAGCUGGGCUGAUGGAAUUCAUUCAACUGUAAGAAUUGUAUUUGAUGAACCAGAGGCUGGAGUUACAGUCAUAAAACUAACUCAGACGAACGUGCCCGAGGAAGAUCGGUAUGGGAACUCAACAGUUGUCGAGAACACAGAGAGGGGUUGGAGAGAUCUGAUCUUUCAAAGGAUACGAGGAGUCUUUGGGUUUGGAAUCUAAGCAUUUGGCCGUGAAGUUUGAGCUUUUGGUACCUCCCUUUAUCUUGUGAUUUUUGAUGCACAACUGAAUUGUAGUGCAAUUACUGUUAUCUUAUUACCUUAUGGAAAGCACGAAUGUCAAGUAUGGUCUCCAUGUACUCUUAGUUUGAGAUGGAAACUAAAUCCCUCAUACAGUGGAUUCCAGUCUUUUCUUUUGAAAUCUAUCAUGGUUAUGUUUUCUUAAUUUAGGCGGGGUUUCUUAUCAUAAAGAUUUACCUAAGAUUGUGCAUGCUACUCAAGUCUUGUUAUAUCAUGGUGAUUUUUUAA
Asparagus officinalis (garden asparagus) is the source of this 1526-nucleotide messenger RNA. RefSeq names its product activator of 90 kDa heat shock protein ATPase homolog. Gene Ontology annotation, biological process: protein folding; positive regulation of ATP-dependent activity. Gene Ontology annotation, cellular component: cytosol. Gene Ontology annotation, molecular function: ATPase activator activity; protein-folding chaperone binding. Lineage: Eukaryota; Viridiplantae; Streptophyta; Magnoliopsida; Asparagales; Asparagaceae. The record is from RefSeq and is a predicted model, not a curated record.